Messenger RNA from Penicillium mononematosum, 2418 nucleotides. Its product is annotated as pentatricopeptide repeat protein. Gene Ontology annotation, molecular function: protein binding. Bases 1 to 2418 code for a protein of 805 amino acids. The record is from RefSeq and is a predicted model, not a curated record. The transcript is spliced from 2 exons. NCBI's taxonomy places the organism in Eukaryota, Fungi, Ascomycota, Eurotiomycetes, Eurotiales, Aspergillaceae.
AUGUCUGUCAUCUCAUGCCUCAUUCAAAUAGGUCCCCCCAGCUCGCCAAGCCUGCGAAUUCACCCCAAGCAGGCCUUGGAUGAGCUUCCUCUCUUUCGACAGACCUCAAUGCCUCCCUCGAAACUCCCUUCUCACACCUCCUCUGUCCGAAGACUCUGUACCCGUCGUCCUCGCCCGUCCGUCGCGUCAAUAGCAGAUAUUUUUGUCGGCUCGCUGGUUCUGGCAAGCUUCUGCCACGAACACUCGCCGAAUCGUCGGGGGUUGUCGACAGUAGCCUGGGGUGCCUCAGAUCAUAAUUUACAAAAAUUCCAAAGCAAAGGCGCCAAUGGUCGCAGACAGCCACCACCCCGACGACAGCCAGAGUAUUCAAACUCAAGGUUUCAUCUGUCGCAACCAAAAAGAUUGAUCAGCAACGGAUUGGCACGUACGAAUGACGAUAAUACAGAGGAGUAUAAUAUUGAGACCGAGUCGCGGGAGGAGACGGAGACAGACAACGACUAUAUACCAUUGUGGCCGGCAAAGAAUGCGGACGCGGAAUCGCAAACCCGUUGUGAAAGAUUUGAUUUUACAUACGAUUUCGACCGCAGAAUAGAGAUAACAGAAUACACCAAAACCGACAUCGACCCCAAAUUGCCGGACAAAUACCCCCGCCAAUCCUUCCCGUCAUGGAUGCAUCCAGAGAAGGAGAAACAUCUCUCUAUCUCGAAGCUGUACGAAAGGUCCUUGGCAGAUUAUGACUGGGAGGAAGCAGUGAAUGCAGUGGCGCCAUAUUCGCGUUACAAAAAGACGUACAAAGAUCAGUCGCACGAUCAAAUGGAAAUCCACUCGGUUGAGAAGCUUAGAUCUUCCUGCCCCCGGGGUAGCUUUGCUUCGCAACGCACCCGAGGUGCUCUGUUGCGUUUGUUCGCGCAUCCGCGGGAUCGGCGGUGGGUAGAUGCUCGUCGCUACUUGGCAUUGGUGGAUGACAUGGUAACUGCUCGACUUCCUCUAUCCCGCUCACUCUGGUCUUCCGCGAUACAUCUUUCUGGCCGAGCCAACGGCAGAGUUUUAAAACGAGAUCUUAUCCGAGCCGUGGGCAUGUGGCAGAAGAUGGAACACAUCGCUGGAGUGAAGGCUGACGAAGUGGUUUUCAACAUCCUGUUCGACAUCGCAAUCAAAGCCGGUGCAUUCAAAGUCGCUGAUCGCCUGGAGGAGGAAAUGACGAAGCGCGGUCUGAGCUUUUCACGGUGCGGAAAGACAUCCAAAAUCUACUAUUUUGGGAUGAUACGGGAUGUUGAAGGUAUUCGAGAGACUUUUGACGACUUUGUGAAAUCGGGCGAAAUCGUCGACACAGUUGUCAUGAACUGCCUCAUUGCCUCUUUCCUUCGGGCAGGCGACACUCAAACUGCGGAGCAGCUGUAUGCGCGCAUGCUGGAGAAACAAUCAAGCAACAACAAACGCAUCUCGCAUUCGGACGAUGGGUCCCACUUUCACAUUGGCGGGUCAAAUCUGAGCUAUGACAUGCCCCAAUACCGGGAAAGAUCCCGAAAGCUGGGCCGUGUAUUGAAGAAGUCGUCAGCACUCAAGGAGAAGUUUCCGGCAUACCACCGUGCUCUCCAGGAUUCCCUCUCCAUUGCACCCGACACGCGGACAUUUUAUAUCUUCCUACGACACUACGCCUACAACACUGGCCAGCUCGACAGCUUCAUGGCUGUUAUGCGUGACAUGGAGAAGACUUUUGCCGUCCCACCACGUUCUAUAAUCUAUCUGUUCCUCUUUGAAGGGUUCGCUCUGCAUGGUCGGAGGAAAAAGCAGUGGAGUGCGGAAAACCUUCGGCUGACAUGGCAUGCAUACAUCCGGGCUCUGCGCGACUCUAACGCGAGACUCCGUGGACUAAAUUUGAACAACCGAAAGAUGACGUGGGAGAACCCCCUGGCUAAGAGCGUGGCAAUCGAGGUCGAGGAGCUACCAGUGACCGAUGCUCCCAACGGGUUGUACAUGGCUUUGCCGACAGCAGAUACAGCUGGGAACCCACAGGGAUCCGAGGAAACUGCCGAGGGUUCCGCCAUAGAUGAUUCCCAAGACACCGAACAAGACGCAAAGCCUGAGCUGGACGGAAAUGAAGAUGAAUCCACAGAAAUAGAGGAACUUGACGUAGAUGAGAUCUUCAACCCUCGUUUGCAGGUUCCCAGCGAAGCAGAGCAAGAAGAAAACUGGGAUCCUGAUCAGCGUCUCGAGAAUGGUCUUUUUGUUGGACGUCGGAUGAUCACCAUUAUCCUGCAAGCAUUUGGAACAUGUUGUGGUCCCAAAGAGGUCCUCGAGGUUUGGUUGCAACUUGAGCGGCUUUGGCAUCCACAGCAGCGCAAAGCGGUUGAUGUUUUUGCCGUCAAGGAAGAGCUUGAUAGACAGAUGUCCAGGGAUCCGCAUCGGAACCGCUGA